GGACGCGUGAGCUGUAAAACUUGUGUCAGCGGGAGGUCGAAUCCAUAAGAGCGGCUCAGACGCGUUACCAAUAACAGGUGGAGAGAUGAGAGGAUCCCGUAAUUUUGAGCCUAUUGCUUUACUUGUCAUCGGAACAAUCUGCUUGGUCAUAAUUCUCAACAAAGAUGACCCAUCUACAGUUUCACAGGCAGGCAGUGCCCAAAGCAAUGCAAGGAAAGCAUUUAAGAGCCGAGUGUCCACAAAUCCCACGACAGAAAGUAAAGACCAGUACACCCACCCACCUUGUGAACGGAAUGCCUCUGCUGCCAAUAUAGAAGGAUUUGCCACUCUUCCAGGACACAUCCAGAGCUUCCUCUUUUAUCGGCACUGCCGGCAUUUCCCAAUGCUGCUUAAUGUGCCUGGGAAGUGUGGGAGAACACCACGUGAAUCAGCAGAUGUCUUUCUGCUGUUGGUGAUAAAGAGUUCUCCUUGGAACUAUGAUCGUCGUGAGGUACUAAGGAAGACCUGGGCAAAGGAACGGCUGCAGAAUGGGGUGUGGAUUCGCCGAGUAUUUAUCUCUGGCACAACGGGCACAGGUAUUGAGAAACAGAGGCUAAAUAAGAUGAUGCGUCUUGAGAACCGUGAACACCAUGAUAUUCUGCAGUGGGACUUCAAUGACUCGUUCUUCAACCUCACCCUCAAGCAGAUCCUUUUCUUAGAGUGGAUGGAGAAGAGCUGUCCUCAGGCCCGCUUCCUCCUGAACGGUGACGAUGACAUCUUCGCCAACACCGACAACAUGGUGGAAUACCUUCAAAGCCUAAGUGACAAUGAUGGCAGUAAGCACCUCUUUGUGGGCCACCUCAUCCGCUAUGUGGGACCCAUCAGAGAAUCUGGGAGCAAGUAUUUUGUCCCUGUUCAGGUUCAAGAAUCCAACUCAUAUCCCCCAUACUGUGGUGGAGGGGGCUUCUUACUUUCUGGCUUUACAGCUACAGUCAUAUACAACAUGUCCCACAACAUCAACCUCUUGCCCAUUGAUGAUGUCUACAUGGGCAUGUGUCUGGAAAAGGCUGGACUGGAGCCUGUUUCCCAUUUUGGAGUUAGGACUGCUGGACUUCAUGUUCCGUCUCAGAUAGCUGAUGCAUAUGACCCUUGUUAUUACCGGGAGAUUAUCUUGGUACACAGAUUUCUGCCCCAUCAAAUCUACAUCAUGUGGCAUGGAAUACAUGAACCUGACUUGAAAUGUGGAAGUUCAUCUUCCCCAACGUGACACUGGUCUGUUACACUCUUGUUUGGAUUCUCAGCUGAAUGUAAACAAUGCGAAUGCAAAAUUCUUACCAUUACCCUCAUUUCCAAAAUUACUGCCCCAUGCACAAGUUAAUUAUGGGGACACUGAAUAUUUUUCAUGACUUUGCAAAAACAUGGUGGAGAUUGGGACACAGCUCUAGAAUAGGAUUAUCGUAUUUAUGCUGGAAAACAAUGAAGAAAAAUUUCCAUAUCUCAUUUGCACUGUGUAUGGAGUUUUUGAUUGUUUAUUAAAAAAAAAAUUAAGGUUUUUUUUCCAUC
Molecule: messenger RNA, 1542 nt
Organism: Megalops cyprinoides (Indo-Pacific tarpon)
Lineage: Eukaryota; Metazoa; Chordata; Actinopteri; Elopiformes; Megalopidae
Product: N-acetyllactosaminide beta-1,3-N-acetylglucosaminyltransferase 3-like
Exons: 2
Coding region: 86-1246 (386 amino acids)
Cellular component (GO): membrane
Molecular function (GO): hexosyltransferase activity
Source: RefSeq, a predicted model, not a curated record